This is a messenger RNA of Emys orbicularis (European pond turtle), 2271 nucleotides long. RefSeq lists its product as uncharacterized. The coding region runs from base 1 to 2271 and encodes 756 amino acids. Lineage: Eukaryota; Metazoa; Chordata; Testudines; Emydidae. The record is from RefSeq and is a predicted model, not a curated record. Gene Ontology annotation, molecular function: K48-linked polyubiquitin modification-dependent protein binding. Gene Ontology annotation, cellular component: cytoplasm; nucleus. The transcript is spliced from 14 exons. Gene Ontology annotation, biological process: negative regulation of protein K48-linked deubiquitination; negative regulation of proteasomal ubiquitin-dependent protein catabolic process; negative regulation of protein ubiquitination.
AUGGACCGGCCCGCGACUCUGGGCGACCUGCUCCUGGCGCUCACCGAGAUGGGCUUCACCGAGGGGCAGGCGCGUGCGGCCGUCCAGGCCGGCUCCCUCAGCCUGCAGGAGGCCACCGAAUGGUUACUUCAGGAGAGGGGGCAGCGGCUCCAGACAGCGCCUCCCGAAGAGCCAGGAGGAGCAAUUGCAGCUUUCAACCUUCCCAAGCUCCAGGAGGUGCCUUUGGGGUCAGAGGCUCCCAGCGCCGAGCUCCGCUUGCCAGGGCCCAGCUCCCCUCGGUGGCCAGGGGCCGAGGCUGGGCCCAGCUGCAGGAUGAAGGCAAGCCGGAAGGAGUUGGAAGAGCAGCAGCGGGAACAGCUGGCUCAGGAGGCGAAAGCCGAGAAGCAGAACAAGCAGAAGGAGCGGGAGCUGGUGCUGCAGAGAAUCGCUGACGACCGGAGAAGCGUCCAGGCAAAGACCCAGUGGGCCCAGAUAACGGACCCCCCGGCUGCCCAGGGCCACAGGCCGGAGGGCAGAGCUCAACUGGCGAGUGAGGGGCAGUGCCUGCUGAUGAUCCGCCUGCCCUCGGGCCAGUGUCUGCGAGAGCGUUUCCCAGCCGACUGCCCUCUGCAGCACGUCACGCAGCGCCUCUCGACUCUGCACCCCGACCUGCCGCCCUUCACGCUCCUUCAGGGCUUCCCCAAGCGCCGCUUCGGCCCAGCCGAGCUGCCCUGCAGCCUGCAGGCUCUGGGCCUGACCCCCAGCGCCACCCUGUGCGUCCUGGCCACCGAGCCACUCCCGUCGGGCACCAGCGCCCUGGCAGCCCCCCAGGCCAGAGCCGGGCCCCUGCAGCCUCCCAGGCCUCAGGCCUUGCCCGUGGAGGAGCACGCCUGGGGCAGGGGCGAGAUCCUGAGCCUCGUGCCGGAGGAGGCCAUGGCCGAAGGGAUGUUCCCAGAGGCUGAGGAGCUGCGGCUGGCGCUGAGCUCCCCUGCGCGCAGGGUGGUGCCGGGGAAACCCGGGGUCCAUGUCCUUUGGGAGUCGACCUCUCCAUCGCACCAUCUCUGGGGCCAGGGACAGCGGCUGACGCUAGAAAACCCAGAGCAAGAGCCCGCAGCACCCACUGUGUGCAGCCCGCUGGCCGAGGAGCUGUCCCCCCCAGGCUCAGGGCUGGCUCCUUUGCUGCCAUCUCCGAGCCGGGGCCCGGUGGAGCCGCAGCACCAGUGGCCGGCAGAGGGCAACAGGCUCAGGGCUGCAGACGAUGGGCGUGGUGUGGGCCCCUCGGACCUGCCGGGCGCCGUGGCCCAGGCAGCGGAGCAGCGCUUCCACAAUGCCUUGCAGGGCCAAGAGGAGCCGGCCCCACCCCCAGGGCACAAGAACCCCCCCCGCCUCUCCCACGUGCCUCAGCUCUUCCACAUGGCCCUGCGGGCGGCCGUGGCCCUGCUGACAGCCCCCCGAAAGCAGUACUGCAGCAGCCUGGCCUCCCUGACGCCCCCGCUGGCUGAGCGCCUCCUGGCCUACAUGAUCCUCCACCGGCUGCUGCGCCCCAAGACCCUGGAGCUCUUCUUCGGCUGCCACAUCCAGACCCUGGUCCUCAGCUGUUACCCCUAUGCCACCAACGAGCUGCUGCGUCAGCUGCGGGCCUUCCAGAGCCUCCGGCACCUCAGCCUGGUCUCCUGCUCCCUGCUCACCGACCAGGGGCUGUCCGUGGUGAGGCACCUGCAGAGACUUCAGCACCUCAACCUCUCGGCCUGUGUCAAGCUCACGGACGCCUGCCUGCACUUCAUUAAAGGGCUCCCGCACCUCUCGCACCUGACUCUGGACCAGACCAAAAUCAGCGAUUGCGGCAUGGCAGAUUACCUGCACUCGGCUCCCUCCGCGCUCAGCUACCUGAGCCUCAACAGGACGGCGAUCACAGAGAGCACGCUGCGCCUGCUGCCCCAGUACGCGCCCGGCCUGGUGCUACUCAGCCUCAAGCAGACCGAGAUCUCGGAUUUCUCCGCCCUGCAGCAGCUGAGCCGCCUGCACACGCUCCACCUGGAUGACACCCGCGUGAGCCAAGCCUCCCUGGCGGCCCUGGCCUCCCACCCUGCCCUCUCCACGCUCACCCUGUCUGGAGUGCAGUCCCUGGAUGGCGACCGGGCGCUGCAGCUGGUGUCAGGCCCUUCGCGUGCUCUGUGUGUGGUGUCCCGGUCGGAGCCGGGCUCUGGGCGAGAGGCUGGGCUGGGCCAGCUCGGUGGGUGGGACCGGCAGGAGCCCCAGAGCUGUGCUGCUGGCGCGGGGGGGCUGGGGUGA